Molecule: messenger RNA, 525 nt
Organism: Cordyceps militaris CM01
Lineage: Eukaryota; Fungi; Ascomycota; Sordariomycetes; Hypocreales; Cordycipitaceae
Product: LysM domain protein
Exons: 1
Coding region: 1-525 (174 amino acids)
Source: RefSeq, a predicted model, not a curated record
AUGGUAAGCAACUGCGUCAAGUUCUACUAUAUUAGCAAGGGCAACUACUGCGGCCAGAUCACCGCGUAUAACGGCAUCUCGGAGCAAGACUUUGCCACAUGGAACCCCCAGGUUGGACAGCAGUGCGAGGGUCUGUGGGCUGAGGCUUAUGCCUGCGUCGGCGUUGCUGCGUUCUCGCUCAAGACACGUUACCACGUAGGCUGCUCAGGCGACAUCCACAACAACGUCGCCGUCCGCGUCGGCGAGGGCUACUGUAUGAAUACCGACUGCCGCGUCGGGUCCCUCGAGGUCGACGCUGAUGGGCUCUGCCCAGAUGGCGAUAUACAGCUGAGCUACUGGGAGCAGCCUGGCUGUACCGGAAAAUGGUUUGGCUUUGGCUACGCCGAUAAGGGCACCUGCCGUGGGCUGUGGUCUGAUGGUAACAAGUUCAAAGCCAUUCAUCUGCGGUGUGCUAAGAGCCAGGACGAUUGUGUAAGCAAGCAGGGCUGUCGAUUGGACGCGGAGCCAGCUAGUAACACUUGCUAG